This is a messenger RNA of Doryrhamphus excisus (bluestripe pipefish), 482 nucleotides long. RefSeq names its product ATP synthase, H+ transporting, mitochondrial F0 complex, subunit g (gene atp5mg). Gene Ontology annotation, molecular function: proton transmembrane transporter activity. The record is from RefSeq and is a predicted model, not a curated record. Gene Ontology annotation, biological process: proton motive force-driven ATP synthesis. Lineage: Eukaryota; Metazoa; Chordata; Actinopteri; Syngnathiformes; Syngnathidae.
UUGUAUACAGGCGGUUAUUCGGGCAGCUCUGACUGGGGUCCUUCAGCUGGAGGUGACAUUCAGUUGGCUAACAAGAAGCCAAUUUCUUCCCCAGCGUGUGCUCUCAAAAAUCGCAUCAUGGCACAGGCAGUGCAGAAAAUGGUUGCUAAAGUACCAACUAUGAUUGGGGCCGCUGUCACGUACUCCAAACCCCGGCUAGCAACCUUCUGGCAUUACGCUCGCGUCGAACUUGUUCCACCGACCCCAGCCGAGAUCCCAAAGGCCAUCGAGGGAGCAUCAAACCUUGUCAAGGCUUUCCAGGCUGGACGCCUCGGACAAACAACAGUGAAGGACGCUCUAAGGAACGGGCUGGUUGCCACAGAAGUGCUGAUGUGGUUUUACAUCGGCGAGUGCAUUGGGAAAGGAGGAAUUAUUGGUUAUGAUGUUUAAACAUUUGGACUGUCAGUCGUUUUUUCUUUGUCUCUUGAGCAUCAUAUGCUCUA